Rotaria sp. Silwood1 is the source of this 1209-nucleotide messenger RNA. Lineage: Eukaryota; Metazoa; Rotifera; Eurotatoria; Philodinida; Philodinidae. The record is from the annotation of a GenBank genome assembly.
AUGUUAUUCUACAUUUCAAAUUUUCUUCUCCUCGUUUCCUUAUGUUAUUCCGUACUACAAUCACAAGUACAAAAACAUGAUCCAGAUUGUGAUUAUAAUAUUACACAAUUGAUUCAAAGUAAAGGUUAUCCAUGUGAAGAACAUAAAGUAAUUACUAAUGAUGGCUAUAUUCUUGGUGUUUUUCGUAUUCCAUACGGUCGAAAAUCAUCAGCAAAAGGACGACCUGUUCUUCUUCAACAUGGUCUUCUCGAUGCAGCAGUAACAUGGGUAAUGAAUUUUCCAGAUCAAAGCCUUGGUUUUAUGCUUGCUGAUGCUGGUUAUGAUGUUUGGCUUGGUAAUGUUCGUGGAAAUUAUUAUUCACGUGCACAUGUUAAAUACAAUCCUGAUCGUGAUAUAGAAUUUUGGGACUUUAGUUGGGAUGAUAUGGCAAGAGAUGAUCUUCCAUCAAUGAUUAAUUAUAUACUGAAUGUAACAAAAUAUACACAAAUUGGUUAUGUUGGUCAUUCACAGGGUACAAUGAUUGCAUUUGCAGAAUUUGGUCGUCCUGAUAGUCUUGUUCAAAAUAAUGUUAGUUUCUAUGCAGCUCUAGCACCUGUUGCUCAUCUAUCACAUACAAAAUCACCAUUAAGAUAUUUAUUUAAUAUUCCAGAAGAUCCUGAAUAUAUUUGGCAUUUAUUAUUUGGUUAUAAAGAAUUUCUUCCAUCAUCAAAUAUGAUCAAAUGGCUUGCAAAAUAUGCAUGUGGCAGUGUUAUAUUUGACCCAUUAAUUUGUGAAAAUAUUCUGUUUGUUAUAUGUGGUCCAGAUAAAAAGAAUAUGAAUAAUACACGAAUGGAAGUUUAUGUAUCUCAUGAACCUGAUGGAACAUCUGUAAAGAAUAUGAUUCAUUUUGCACAAUUGUUUCUUUCUAAACAAUUUCAAGCAUAUGAUUAUGGUUCACCAGAAAAGAAUCAAUUACAUUACAAUCAAACAACUCCACCGAUAUAUGCAAUUCGUCCAAUGAAGAUUCCAACAGCAAUAUUUUGGUCACGUGAAGAUUGGCUUGCUGAUCCGGAUGAUGUUGCUUUUAUUUUUGAUAAUAUUGAAAAUUUAGUUUAUGAGAAAUAUAUCUUAGAUUAUAAUCAUCUUGAUUUCGUAUGGGCUAUAACAGCAAAUAAAAUUAUCUACAAGGAUUUAAUUAAUCAAAUGCAAAAGUAUCAUCCAUCAAACUGA